AUGCUCUGUGAUAUUGUGUGGCAGAUAUGGGAGCGCGCCGGGGUGGGCGGCGAUGUGCGCUGGGCGCCCGGCUGGCGAGCGGGCGGGCAAGCGCGCGGCUGGGCGGCAGCGAGCGCGGCGCGCUGGGCACCCGACGACGCGCGCCUUCUGCUCGCCGGCCCACUCGCGCUCGCGGACCGCUGGGAGCUGAUCAUCCUGCGCUUCGACCAGAACGGUCGAGGAGUGACAGAGGUACGUGCGGAGUGCAGUUCGUGUGGCGGCUGCUGGGCGAGCGCCGCCACCUUUCUAACACUGAUACCGCGCCUCCUGGCGCCCGCGCGCGCCGUCACCACCGUGUGGCUCAACGCGGCCGACCAGAGACUACAUUCGGAGUACGCCGGUGUGACAGUGCCAGUACUGAGGAUAUACAACGAGGCAGCUACGCAUAUCACUCACGUGUUGGUAGCUAAAGUGCUUGCAGAAGAGUUAGAAAAUUUAGAACAGAAAAAUUCUACAACUUUAGCUUCGGAAUCUGUAGAAGAGCACGUGCUUCAGAAAGAAGAGGAUUGUCCAGCGCCAGAGUAUUGGCAGGCCACAUUGCCGGUACGGCAAGAGCGCGCGGCGCACGUGCUGGUGGCGGCGCUGGGUGCGGCGGGAGGUGCGCGAGGCAUGGCGCGGGCGCUGGGCGCGUGGCCUCUGCGCGCGCUUGCGCCGCCGCCGCUGCUGGCCGCCUCGAUGUCGCUGGCGGAGCGCGCGGCGCGCCGCCGCCGCAGCCGCGCCGCGCCGCCGCCGCACGACGAGCCGCCGCCCAGUGAACACGAGCUUCGCGCGCUCUGCACGCCGCCCCUAACCACCUGCCGACUUCGGAAUAUGGUACUUGGACUCGAAAUACACCCUAACGGCGGUUGUGUGUGGGCGAGCACUUGCGAGGGCGCUGAGUGCGUGUCGCUGCCGGCGCUGCGGCCGCUGCUGCGAGUGUCAUCUGCAACGAGCGCGCCUGUCUCCACCUUCCCGUACAUGGUGCAGCCCGCUGUGUCUGACGAUUACAUAGCCGCGCCGGCAGGCGACGGGUCGGGGCUGGUGCGCGUGUGGGCGGCGCGGGCGGGCGCGCGCCGUGACGUCACGCCGCACGCCGCGCCCCCAGUCGCCGCGCUGCUGCCCGCCCGCACUCCGCCCCGCCGCGUGCUCGCGGGAGCCUCGCUAUAUGUGUGGACAUGUCCUGUGCUAGAAAGCUGA
Parnassius apollo (apollo) is the source of this 1215-nucleotide messenger RNA. NCBI's taxonomy places the organism in Eukaryota, Metazoa, Arthropoda, Insecta, Lepidoptera, Papilionidae. The record is from the annotation of a GenBank genome assembly.